UGCUUGCUGGGCUGCUCCUUUAUUGCUGCCAUGGCCACAGCUUGUCAUUUGGGAACUAUGGGUGAUGUUCCUUGCUUUGCCAAGACUUUAUUCACUUUCCCUUUCUUGUUAUAAUUAUGCUGGAAGCUUGAGGACAUCCCAAAUUAGAGGUGUAAAGAUAGAAAUCAUUCUUUUCAGCUGAACUCUAAACUGAGAAUGAGUUCUUGCUGCCACCUGUUUUCCUGGAGAAAGAUGUUAACAGCUGGAAAGCCUUUGAAGAUCCUCUUUCUUCUAAUUCUGUGGCUUGUUUUGUCCCUGGAAUCAGCUGCACACACCUAUGGCUGUGACUUUCAUUCUUUUUAGUCUUUCUGACCUCUGCACAAGGAAACUUUCUGGACCCCAGCAGGUACUUUAGUGGGACAGAUUAGAAAACAAAACCAGAAUUAAUCUGAAGUCAUUGCCUAUGUGUUGCUGCUGACUCACGAUGCCAUUACCAUCUUUCUCCUCUCGCAUCACCCAUUCCGGCUUCCCCUUUUCUUAUUUAUCUCUCUUUUUCUUCUCCUUCCCUUUCCUGUGGUAUGGCUGAGUAGUUUCCCCUUUUUUCUCAAACAAGAUUUGUUCCUGGAAUUAUCUUUUCUCUAAUCAGAAUUCAGAGGGAGGCUACACCCAAGACAUGUUUUCUCAGAACCAAGACACAGGAGGAGAAUCAAGGAAGCUUUUGUGACUGCAGAGGUGAAGACAGGCCAAGGCUGCUCAGUGAUUCCCCUCACUGCUGACAUGCUGGAAGAGGACAAUGAUGAGAUCUGUUGGAAUAACCUGGAGAAUUUCCGUGUGAAGCUGAUCUCAGUGAUUGACCCUUCCCGGAUCACCCCUUACCUGCGCCAGUGCAAAGUGCUCAGCCCUGAUGAUGAGGAGCAGGUUCUCAAUGACCCCAGCCUGGUCAUGCGCAAACGGAAGGCAGGUGUUCUCCUGGACAUUCUUCAGCGAACAGGACACAAGGGCUUUGAGGCGUUUAUGGAGAGUCUUGAGCUUUAUUAUCCCCAGCUGUAUAAGAAAAUAACAGGCAAAGAGCCCAGCAGGGUUUUCUCUAUGAUUAUAGACACGGCUGGUGAGUCUGGCCUGAGCCAGGUGCUGAUGAACGAGAUCAUGAAGCUGCAGAGCGCGGUGCAGGAGGAGCGGCGCAGGGCGCAGGAGCUCACGGUGUGGCUGCACUCCAAGGAGGACACCCUGAGGGAGAUGUGGGUCAGGGACAGCCUGCUCCGCAAGCACCAGGAGCGGGCCCAGAGGAUGAAGGAGGAGAGGGACAGCCUGAGCAAGGAGCUGCGCAAGUGCAAGGACGAGAACUACAGCCUGGCCCUGAGCUACGCCAAGCAGAGCGAGGAGAAGAGCGCAGCCCUCAUGAAGAACAGGGACCUGCUGCUAGAGAUUGAUCAGCUGAAGCACAGCCUGAUGAAGGCUGAGGAUGACUGCAAGCUGGAGAGGAAGCACACCAUGAAGUUGAAACAUGCCAUAGAGCAGCGCCCCAGCCACGAGGUGGUGUGGGAGAUCCAACAGGAGAAGGAGCUGCUCUUGGCCAAGAACCAGGAGCUGGAAAACACUCUGCAGGUUGCCAGGGAGCAGAACUUUGAGAAGAGCCUCUCCAAAGAACCUCUGGAGAAUGACUGCAGCCAGACUGUGGAAGAACGCCGGGAACUGGUGAACACCAUUUACAGCCUGCGCAAGGAGCUGCGCCGAGCCAAGGUGCUCCAAGACAAACAGUUUGCAGAGGAAAAAGAGGUGCUGGAGCUACAGUGCACAUCUCUGAGGAAGGACUCCCAGAUGUACAAAAGACGGAUUGAAGCCAUUCUGCAGCAAAUGGAGGAAGUGGCUCUGGAGAGAGAUCAGGCUCUCCUGACCCGAGAGCAGUUCCAUGUGCAGUAUUCCAAGAACCUGGUGGAGAGAGAUGCCUACCGCAAGCAGAUCCGGGAGCUGGGGGAGAGAUGUGACGAGAUGCAGCUGCAGCUCUUCCAGAAGGAGAGUCAGCUCCUGGCCACUGAGGCCAAGCUGAAGAGGCUGCAGCUGGAGCUGCCCACGCUGACCUCUGACCUGGAUGACUCCUCCUCCAGAGAUUCCCAGGAACUUGUUCUUCACAGUCACCUGGAUGAAGAUACACAGAUAGCCAAAAAAGAUUGCCUGGGAGUACAAAACCAGAAACUCAGCCCUCAAGAGAGCCACCUGCCCCCAAAAUCACCAAGUGAGUGUGGCUUGGCCAAUGAGGAACUGGCAGAAAAGGAGAGGAAGAGGAUGAAGGACUGCUUUGAGCGUUACCGAAGGUCUGGGCUGCAAAAAAGAGCAAUGAGAAGGGCACCCAAAAACCGGCACCAUGAGGUGGACUGGGAGAACUCCUCUGGCAGCGACAACACCGACACCGAGGGCUCCUGAGGGAGGGAUAACACCAAGGUCCCUCGGAACGGGACAACACCGACACCAAAGGCCCCUCAGGAGCCAAUCUGAGGGGCCACCAGCUUGUGUAUAAGGGUGGCUGUGCCUCUCAAUUUCACUCACAACGGACUGUUUAGAUUUUAAAACCAUCCAAACAACCCUUGUUGAAAAGUGCUCCAAUGACACUAUUGCGUGGCUCCGACGCCCGCUCAAUAAACAGGUUUAAAUAUC
Molecule: messenger RNA, 2631 nt
Organism: Parus major (Great Tit)
Lineage: Eukaryota; Metazoa; Chordata; Aves; Passeriformes; Paridae
Gene: CARD9
Product: caspase recruitment domain family member 9
Exons: 13
Coding region: 757-2400 (547 amino acids)
Biological process (GO): regulation of apoptotic process; positive regulation of canonical NF-kappaB signal transduction
Source: RefSeq, a predicted model, not a curated record